Paramecium octaurelia is the source of this 2158-nucleotide messenger RNA. Lineage: Eukaryota; Ciliophora; Oligohymenophorea; Peniculida; Parameciidae. The record is from the annotation of a GenBank genome assembly.
AUGGAAGAUCAACAAAAACAUGAUCAAUUUGAAAGUAAGAGAUCUAGUAGUUUAGAAUAUGUUGAGAUCCAAACACGCAAGCAAAAAUCUGCUUUCGAAGUAAUUUUGAUAUCAAUAUUAGUAAAUCGUUGAAAUUUGCUUAAAACCAGUUUUAUUUCGUACCUCCAAUGAAACUACACUGUUGAAGGAUUCUCUAAGAAAUAUAAAGUUUUUCCAAGAGCAGUUUACUGAUCAUUAUGAGGAAAUGUUGGAAGACGUAGCCGAAAAUGCAAGAUUGCAUAUUUACAGCAAAAAUCAAGUUAUCAUUAAGCAGGACACUUAUGGCGAUACUUUCUACAUCAUAAUCAAGGGAGAAGUCAAAGUCUUAAAAAGAGUAGUAACUGUAAUAGGGUCGUUUACAACAAAAAAAGGGAAAUAGAAAGAUAAGUUUCAUGAGGAAUUGAAAGAAAUAACAACAUUAAAAGAUGGAGAAUAUUUUGGUGAAUUGGCAUUAUUGGUACUUUCUUAAAAUAUAAAAGGAAAGAAAACCAAGAGGAGCAGACAUAGUUGCAAUAACUGAUUGUUUCAUUCUGGAGUUAGACAAAGAUUCAUUUGACCGAAUAAUGUCUACUAAGGCUUAAAGACAAUUUUUGCAUUUACUAGAAACUUUAAGUUGCAAUGUAAUGUUGAAGGAUUUAUCAAAAAAUGCUAUUAAGGCUUUAUUUAUGAUCAUGGAGAGAAAAGUCUAUAAUUAUGGAGACGUCAUUUAUAAACAAGGGGAUAAAGGAGAUUGUCUAUAUUUUAUUAUUGAAGGAGAAUUUAAGAUGGUUUCGAAUGUCAAGAAAGAAUUUACAAAGAAUGGAAGUGAUGAGAUAUUCUAUUUUGAAAGAGAAGCAGAAAUAUGCAUAUUAGGAAAAAAUGAAUCCAUUGGGUUGGAAGAGUUUUUAGAUCAAGAGAAGAGAAUGUGGAAAGCUAUUUGUUAAAGUUAAGAGGGUGUCCUAUAUAAACUGAAUAGAAUUGAUUAUAAAAGAAUUGAAUAACGUUAUCCAGAUAUCGUUUAUGCGAUCCAAAAAGUGAGAGAUGAAAAAAGAGUUUAUUAUAAUAAAUGGAAACAAAAAUAUGCAUAUCCUCUGGAGGCUGGGGUAGAAAACUAAUAAAUACAAUAAGAGGAUCUAAAAUUCGAUUAUCAGAAAUAUGUAGAGAAAACAAAAGAUUUGAAAUAAAUUAUUAUGAAAGAUAAGGAAAUGAAUUUUAUAUCUAGAGACCAAAUUACCGUCAAUGAUGAUAUGGAAAUUAUGCUGAGAUAUUGUCCUUAUUUUUAAUUAGAGGUAUCAUAUACAUCAUGAUUAAGGAUAAAAAAGCAUCUCCAUUUUUGGUUAACACUCCAGAAACCAUUUAGAUUAGAAGAGUGAAGAGUGCUAAUUAUAGACCUAUAAGCACUCAAUGUUUAACAACCAAUGACAAGUCUUUUGUAAAGACUUUCAAAGGAAAAUAAAGGAUCUAAUCAAAACAUGAUAAAAUAAUUGCAGAAACUUAACCCACUUUAACAGUAAACUAAUAAACUACUACUCAACCUGAAGACUAUAAAUAGAAGUCAAUUUUAAUAUCUCCUAAAAUUAUUAAGUCAACUCACAAUUUACUCUCUCCUUCGAUUGUUGAUAAAAGAAAAUCAAAUUAAAAAGCUAAAUUUAACAAUUAAAAUGAUCAAAUGCAAAGUAAAGUAACUACUUUUAUGAAAUUGACACCACAAAAAAUAGAAGAAAUGGCAAUUUAAUAAAGAUUGAGCAAAGAGGAAUAUAAAUAAAAAAAACUCUAUAUUAAUCAAUAUCCUUUUCGAACUCCAAAACAAAUGCUGAAUCGUAUUAAAUCUGCUAUUAAAUUCUAAUCUCCUAUUUGUACACAAAGUUAUCGAUAAUCCUAAUAAGGACAAGUACAAAAAGGAACUCCUACAAUUAUCAAAUCUCUAAGUCCAUAAGAUUAAAGUUCCUUCGGUGAGGGUACAAGAAUUCAUUCAUUUAAAAGUUCCAAUCAAUUUAAUUUUGAUUUCUCUGCUUUACCUCUUAAAUAUUCAGCCUGCUUUAUAUCUUCAGAAUAUCAAAAAAGAAAAAAAUAAACACUUGGAAAUAGUUUAAAAUUUAGAAAAAAUUCUAACUUUUAAUCUAUGCCAACCAGUCUUUGA